Molecule: messenger RNA, 5672 nt
Organism: Poecilia latipinna (sailfin molly)
Lineage: Eukaryota; Metazoa; Chordata; Actinopteri; Cyprinodontiformes; Poeciliidae
Gene: zbtb38
Product: zinc finger and BTB domain containing 38
Exons: 2
Coding region: 1225-5046 (1273 amino acids)
Biological process (GO): regulation of transcription by RNA polymerase II
Molecular function (GO): protein binding; RNA polymerase II cis-regulatory region sequence-specific DNA binding; DNA-binding transcription factor activity, RNA polymerase II-specific
Source: RefSeq, a predicted model, not a curated record
GUGACAUCAUAAUGUAGAGCUGUGUAUCAUCCGUGUAGUUACGGUAACUAAUCUUAUUUCCUGUUAUAACCUGAGCUCAUGGGAGCAUAUAGAUAUUGAAUAAGUCCCAGGAUUGAACUUUGGGGUUCCCCGAAUUUGCUUCGAUGAGAAAUUACUUAUUGAAACAAAGAAAUGGCUCUGCAGAGAGUGGUUAAAGCUGCACAGAGGACUGUGGGGAGCAGCCGUCCCUCUACCUCGGACCUCUAUACAUCAUGAUGAAGGGGGAGGGCGCUCCGCAUCAUGAAGGAUUCCACCCAUCCUGCAAACAGACUGUUCCAGCCACUCACCUCAGCUGAGGAGCAUUUAGUGCAGGACCACCAGGUUCAAAAACAGUUUCUAUCGUGCAGCUGCCAGGCCACUGAACAAUAGCCAAUCUUGAUACUCACUUUUUAUAAUAGGACAAAUACCCUGAAGCAGAGUUAGAGCAACAGCGGAAUGGUUCAGGAAGCACAUUCAUAAGUUUGUAUGUCCCUGUCAAAUGUCAGACUCAAAUACAAUUUAGAAUCUAUGACAAGAAUUAAAAAGACUGUGUUCACUCAGAUGCUCUUUAUUCAAGUUGAGGGGCAGCUUUUAGAAAUUAUAAUAAGAAAAAAAAUAGACAAAAAUUUCAGUUUCCAGAUUCACAAAUUACGGAGACAUAUCCCCAAAGACCAGACGCUGUAAUAGCAGCGACAGGAAGCUCUACAAAAUACUGACUGAUCUGAGUACAAACACAAGCUACACAUUUCACAUUUCAGACAUUUUAAAAACCACAAAUCAGUUUCCUUUCACUUCAAAACAACUCCCUUACUUAUCUCUAUUUAUCUCCAAAAAAAUCAAUAAUAUACACUAAGUUUUUGUUGUAGUUAACAAAUGUAUUUAAAGGAUCCAUACUACUUUAACUAGGUCUCCAGACCUAGAAGAGACUGACUUUGGAAGAAAGAGUUUAGCAUAUUUUUCUACCAGCAUCAAAAAUAGUUUAUAGCUUUGCAUUCAUAAUUGCUACAAUACAAAUAAUAACAAUGGAAAAACAACUGAUCAGUAGUUUAUCAUAUUUUUAAAAAAACACACACACAUAAAGUCAGAUGCGUCUUCUUUGCAUUCAGAUGCAACAAGUAAGUGUAUUCUUACAGAUACUGCACCUGCUCUUUCACAACAGCAGCCAUGUAACAUCGCUUGUCUGGUUAAAUGUAAGUGCUUGUCAGGAUGGGAGGGCCUGAGCAGUUGCUUCUGUCUUUAGAGGCUAGUGGAGAGGCUACCGAGCUGCGUCGUGUGUUUGGCUUCCUCCCCUCCCCCCUCGUCUGCAGUGCUGACGCAUCUGCUGCUUUCGCAUCAAUCAGCAGCCUCUAUAUAGAUGACUGCCAUGAGCCUAUGCAUCCGAACCUGAUGGACAGCACACACCCUUCUACUGUGCUGAGCAAGCUCAAUGAGCAGCGGUCACAAGGCCUCUUCUGUGACGUUACCAUCGUAGUAGAGGAUGUGAAGUUUCGGGCCCACAAAAACAUCUUGGCUGCAUGCAGCGGAUACUUCAGAAGCACUCUGACGACCUCAGAUACAUGCAGCUCCAGCCAAGUCCUAGAGCUUAUGGACCUAAAGUCUGAAGUGUUUGCCUGUAUCCUCAACUUCAUAUACUCCUCAAAGUUGACGUCGCUUGGUGAAGAGAACAGAGGGGGACUCGCAGCAGCUGGGAGAAGACUUGGAAUUCCUUUUUUGGAAAAGCUUGCGGACGAAGAGCAGCGGGAUGAAUGUGUUAGUCCCAGAGACUUGUGUGCAACCACAAAAUCUUCAACAGCAAAGAAGGAAGCUUCCAGGCGCGAGGAGACAGACAGUGCAAGAGGACCUCGCAUUACCAAUGCCUUCUCUAUCACUGAAAUGUGUCCUGGGAACAAUCCCUUCACUCCUUUGGUUCAAACAGACAAGCAGAGGCAAUCGCCAGACGUGGGACAGCUGCCCUCAAGUUUCCCUACAAUAUCCAGCAUCAAUGGGAACAAUGAGACAACCCACACCCUGUCUGAACACUCAUAUGCAGUAAACAAUUCCACUGAAGGCAAAGACACCAGUCAGUGGGACUACAGGAACGUCUGUAAACCAGCAAUAUUGCACUCAAAACCACUCAUGUAUAGGAAUACGGGCCCACUGAAAAAGCGCCACAGGCUGAGAGGCAUUUUGAGCAAAAGUAUGUUUCCAGCACCAGCAGAUCAACAAACAGAUGAAGCAAACACAGUUACAUCAGUGUUAUCUGAUGGUGAUGGUGAUACUGCUGCUCCUGUCUCCGCUAUGACACCACCUGCACUUUUAUUAGAAGCAGAGACAGAGAAGAUAACAGAGACGGAGCUCUGUGGAGCCACUGACAGUGCUGACACAGAGCUAGGUCCACCACCUCUUUCCCCUCACCCAGAGGACAGCAUUUCAGUCUACAGCUGUGAGCACUGUCCAGAGAUAUUCUCAAAUAAAGCUCUUCUCACCAUUCACUCUGAGGUACAUAAAAAGCAUUUUGACACUCGUUUGACUUGUAAAUUUUGUCACAGAAAAUUCAUACACCUCAAACGACUGCACAACCAUGAGAGAUUAUGUCCAAAGACUGGAAGAGGCCCACCUAAGCUUGAUGCCAGGGACAUAUCAGCCAAAGAGGUGGAGCACAACUCAGAUGACAGAUUAAGCGUGGAGAGCUCUGCAACACAGCCUCCCUCUGCAGACCUUCCCAGCCCGAACAUGCCUGAGCUCACUGAAGUUAACCUAACGGAGCGCCUACGUGAAGAGAAGACAGUUAGGCAGAGGCGAUACAACUGCAGUGUGUGCAAACGAGUCUAUGUCACCUUGUCCAGCCUGAGGCGGCAUGAGAACGUUCACUCAUGGCAGAGGGCUUAUCCCUGUCAUUAUUGCAAUAAAGUGUUUGCCUUGGCAGAGUACCGCACCAAGCACGAAAUCUGGCACACAGGUGAACGCCGCUAUCAGUGUAUUUUCUGUCUGGAGACAUUCAUGACGUAUUAUAUCUUGAAGAACCAUCAAAAGUCCUUCCACGGCAUUGAUCCCAACCUCGCUGUCAGAAAGAAAUCUGCCAAUGGUGGGCUGAAAGCCAGCGUUUAUCCAAUCAAACUCUACAGACUUCUGCCCAUGAAGUUUAGAAAGAGGCAGUACAAGACAUACAGCCAGACAUACUCAGAAAGUGGUGAAAAAGGUGACUCAUCCACUUUAGACAACAGUUCUCUUAUUCCUCCAUUUGAAGAAAGCAGUCUCCUCAACCACCCUGACACAACUUCAUUCCCGCUAACCUUUAUGGCCACAACAAAGAUGGUCUCCCCUGUCAUGCCUCACAUCUGCUUUGACAAACCUUGUAAUCAAGUUAUUGAUCAAAAUCUCAGCAGUGAACAGGGGGAGCAGACAAGCACAGAGAAAGAGGCUGGAGACAGAGGUUCACCUUUUAAUAACUGUGACAGCAUCUUCUCGUCCAAGCUAACUCUGCCCAAUCCUGAGCCUCAAGCAGAUAAACCGCCUGUGCUGGUGAACUCAGAGCACAUUACUCACAGUGUGCCAUUCUUCAACUCCUUAAGCACUGUUAAAAAGUUAGGAGAGUUAUCAGCUUCAGCAAAAAGGGUUGAAGAGAUGACCAAGGAGAUACUUAAAUCCAGCACAGAGGAGUUGAUGCGAGACAAAGUAAUGGGGACAAAAACAGAGACUUACAUCGCCAAACCUGCUUGCCACGGCCCAUCUCUGGACAGUGACACCAAGCCACUAUGUCAGAUAACAGUGAAAAUAGGCAACGAAGCCAUCAUCCGCCGCAAAAUUAAAGGAUCUAAGCUUUUCCCCAGGAAGAAGAGGAAAACUAGAGAACUAAGUGAGGAUCAGACCCCAAGUCAGUGCAGUCCACUGAGGGAAAAUUCAGAGAGUCCGAGGCUUCGACUCAGACCGGAAGCCAUUGCUUCCACUGAGACAUACGAUGAUACCAAUGAUUGUGAUACAGCUGAUCAGCUUUGGCGUCCCUACUAUUCGUACAAGGCUAAAAAGAAGAGAAAGAGGUUCAGGUACAAACACAGAAAUGCUUUGUUUCACCCCUGUCCCGAUGUUUCUAUAGACAGAACAGGUUUCACCGAACCCCACUUUGACAGAACACAUUUUCCAGCAGAGGAGAGCAGCUCAGGAGCUAGCAUCGGGCUGAAACAUGGUCUUAGCAGAAACUACAGUCCGAGGCCCACCUACAACUGUGACAUCUGUGACAGCUCUUUUAUCACAGAGACCGGACUGAAAGCUCAUGUGAUCGGUUCCCAUCCUUACUUCUGUCGGACCUGCGGAAAACAAGGUCCCCCCGGUGAGGCACCCUCCUGUGGGGAUUACAUCUGCAACAGCUGCAUGGAAAAUGGCUCUUGCUUUGACAACACACCCCGAAGCCCCAACCAAGAGAAGAAAUAUCGCUGUUCAUUCUGUCCCCAGCGUUUUGUGUAUCUUGCCACAAAGAGAAGCCAUGAGAAAAAACACCAGGAGACAAAUGACGAGAGUCCCAAAUAUGACACAUUUACUUCAUGUUCUACAUACUCAGCACAACCAAGGGAAGGCAGCAAACAAGACACCACCAAAAGAGAGGACAGUGGCAAUCAAGAGGAUGUUGACAUAAAAUGUGAAAACACAGAUGAAGAGCAUUUUACAACCAAUGAAAAUAAGCCAAAAAUCAAGGACACGUUUGACUUAAUGUCGUCGACUCCCUAUCAAGAUGCGUCAGAUUUAAGUAUGAAAAAUCCACCGUCACCAUAUACGGACUGUCUGCCUACGUUGACGUUCUCAAAAAUGAAACAAAAAGUUGUGAAAAAGAGGAUCAAAGUUCAUCAUUCUAUGCAUCAUACUUCAAAAAAGCAAGCAUAUGACAGGGACAGUGAUCCCAACAAGAAAUCAUCGACAGGACCAAGAAUGAACAAUCUCACUAAUAAUGAGAAAUCAAGCAAACCAGUUCAGAAGACCGAUUCUGAAUCUAACGGUGCAUACAUUUCUUUACACAAGCCGGAAAAAUAUGUGUGCAAAGAGGAACCAUUAUUUUAAAGGCCUUCAAGGAAUGCAGCUUAACUAGCGCAAAUGUCAAUUGAGACAUUGUUGACUCAUGAAUUCUGCAAUGUUUUGCAUCAGAAUAGUUUUUGACAGGACCAGGCAAACUAUGAUAAUCUUGCAUUAGCAGACUGACAUUUCUUCCACCUUAAGUCCAAUAACUCAGUGAUUAUUUUUCCACCGCUAUGAAGGAUAUUUUUGUCCUGUGUCUAUGCAUGUAAGUCGGAGUCAGUGACUCAUUGUAAUGUUUUUAUUUCAAUGCAGUGCAAUAACAGUUCAGCUUCUGCAUUGUGUGGGGUGGCAGAAAAGUUACCUAUUGUGUUUUCAGCUUCACCUUUUUUAAAGCGUGUCCGAGCAAAAACAAUAGGGAUUUUCUGUUUUCACCUUUCUGGACCUCUUGCUUAAAUAACUGGAACUGGUGAGUUGCACUUUAUGGUUAGACUAUGCUGACUUGUAGUUUAAUACUUUGAUAAUUGCCAUUUUUAUUCCAAGCUUUGUUCAUGUAAUUUGAAUUUCUACUAAAUACACAGGACCACUGAGAUUAAGAUUACUCCUUUUUUCUGUGUUUAGUAUGUAUAAAACAUGUACAACUAUUUAAAUAAAUAUUGUUACUAUGAACAGUU